Pistacia vera is the source of this 1112-nucleotide messenger RNA. RefSeq names its product probable protein phosphatase 2C 26. Bases 38 to 955 code for a protein of 305 amino acids. The transcript is spliced from 11 exons. Lineage: Eukaryota; Viridiplantae; Streptophyta; Magnoliopsida; Sapindales; Anacardiaceae. The record is from RefSeq and is a predicted model, not a curated record.
AUCCAGAGCAGCUAGCAGCGGGCUCCCACUCUGCAAAAUGGCGAUUCCAAUAUUCAGAGGCUUAUCUGGUCCACUCUAUUAUUCCUUAGAUAGAAGAAUUUCAGUUCCCAAAAAGAGUAGGUUGCUUUCUUCCGCUUCCUCUCAACUCAAUCCACUCCAGUCUGGGUCAGAGGUGUCAUUUCGUGUUGGCACUCACCUCAUUCCACACCCCAGUAAGGUUGAUAGAGGAGGGGAAGAUGCUUUCCUUGUUAGCAGCUAUAAUGGGGGAGUGAUUGCUGUUGCUGAUGGUGUCUCUGGGUGGGCUGAACAGAAUGUGGAUUCUUCAUUAUUUUCUCGGGAAUUGAUGACCAAUGCUUCAUACUUGGUCGAGGAUGAGGAGGUUAACUACGAUCCUCAGAUUCUUAUACAAAAAGCACACACAGCAAUGUCAUCCAUUGGUUCAGCUACUGUAAUCGUUGCCAUGCUGGAGAGAAAUGGAAUUCUGAAGAUUGCUAAUAUUGGGGAUUGUGGACUAAGGAUUAUUCGUGAAGGUCAGAUAAUUUUUUCUUCUUCUCCACAAGAACAUUAUUUUGACUGCCCCUAUCAACUAAGCUCAGAAGCAGUUGGCCAAACAUACCUUGAUGCCAUGGUUACUUGCAUAGAAUUGACUGAGGGAGACACCAUAGUGAUGGGUUCAGAUGGGCUUUUUGACAAUGUAUUCGACCAUGAAAUUGUUUCAAUGAUGGCCAAAUUCAGUGAUGUUGCUGAGACUGCAAAGGCAUUAGCUAACCUAGCACGCAAUCAUUCAAUGGAUUCCAACUUUGAUUCUCCAUAUUCAAUGGAGGCCAGAGCUAAGGGCUUUGAUGUCCCUUUGUGGAAGAAAAUUCUUGGGCUGAAGCUUACAGGUGGAAAGCUGGACGAUAUCACUGUAAUUGUCGGUCAAGUUGUGAGUUCAGGAGACACUUUGAUCUCCUAAACGAGGUCCAGAGAUUGGAGCACCAAAUGAAUAUCAUAAUUUAUUUGCAGAAGAGCUGUUUAUAGUCAUUCUUACAAAACCACUGUGGUAACUGAUAAUAGCUGAUUAUUGGCAUAUUAAAUUAAUAGCGUACAUGUUUCUUCUUUAACUUCUUUCA